Trypanosoma theileri is the source of this 1179-nucleotide messenger RNA. Its product is annotated as alcohol dehydrogenase. Lineage: Eukaryota; Euglenozoa; Kinetoplastea; Trypanosomatida; Trypanosomatidae. Gene Ontology annotation, molecular function: alcohol dehydrogenase (NAD+) activity; metal ion binding. The record is from RefSeq and is a predicted model, not a curated record. The coding region runs from base 1 to 1179 and encodes 392 amino acids. The transcript has a single exon.
AUGUUCCGUGCAACACGUCUCCGUGCGGCUGCCACUGGCUUCUUUGGGCCGCGUAUCAGUUAUCUCGGCGUGGGCGCGCUGGAUAUGGCACUCGGAAAAGUCUCCACGUACGGUUUCAAGAAGCCGCUGCUCGUCUCUGAUGCUGGUAUCGCAAAGUCCGGCAUUCUCGACAAAGUCUCAACAACGCUCAAGUCGAAGUGCCGCAUGAAUCCCGUUGUUUUCACUGAUGUGCACCCGAACCCCACGUCACACAAUGUGGAGGCGGGACUCGCGCUGCUGAACAGCUCGGGAUGCGAUUCCAUCUUUUCUCUUGGCGGCGGUUCACCGCAGGAUUGCGCGAAGGCCAUCGCACUCGUCAAGACAAACGGCGGUACCAUACACAAGUACGAGGGACUUGACAGAGCUACAAAGGACCAGUUUCCUGUUAUUGCCAUCAAUACAACAGCAGGUACGGCAAGCGAGUUGACGCGGUUUGCUGUGAUUACAGAUGAGAAACGUCACACAAAGAUGGUAAUCGCAACAGACGCCAUCACACCUCUUGUGGCCAUCAAUGACGCCGAAUUGAUGGUUGGUCAACCGCCCGCUCUUACUGCUGCUACCGGCAUGGAUGCCCUUACACACGCUGUUGAGGCGUAUGUUGCCACUGGUGCAAGUCCUGUAACGGAUGCCUGCGCACUGCAGGCCAUACAGCUCAUCAAACAGCAUCUCAAGAAUGCCGUUGACAACGGUAAAGAUCUUGUGGCUCGUGAGGGUAUGUGCUACGCAGAAUAUCUUGCAGGGAUGGCAUUCAACAGUGCUGGCCUCGGUUACGUGCAUGCGAUGGCACACCAACUGGGUGGAUUUUAUGACCUCCCUCAUGGUGUUUGCAACGCCAUUCUUCUUCCCUACGUUCAAACGUAUAACUCUUCUGUCUGUGCACACCGGUUGCGUGAUGUGGCCACACGCCUUGGUGUAAUCACAGCCGGUGUUGACGAUAAGGAGGCCGCUGCCGCUGCAGUCGCCGCGAUUCGUCACUUAUCGAAGGCAGUUGGUAUUCCACGUGGUUUCAAAGAACUCGGUAUGCGAGAGGAGGACAUCCCAAUGCUGGCGGACGCCGCACUGAAGGACGUCUGUGCCGCCACUAACCCACGACAGGGAAGUAAGGCAGACGUCAUGGCGAUUUACCGAGAAUCAAUGUAA